Molecule: messenger RNA, 453 nt
Organism: Cuscuta campestris
Lineage: Eukaryota; Viridiplantae; Streptophyta; Magnoliopsida; Solanales; Convolvulaceae
Source: the annotation of a GenBank genome assembly
AGUAUAUGUGUUCCUAUGUAGUUUAUAUCUGCAUGCAUGCACAGCCCGACCACUUGGAAUGGUUCACCAUUCUAAGCAAAAUAAUCCCACGUUAUUAGUCUCUCCCAAGGAUGAGAAAAUGGUAUUAACAAAGAGAUAUAGUGUGAAUAAUAAUAAUAAUAAUAAUAAUAAUAAUAACAAAGAAAAGGCUUCCACUUAUGAGACUCUCAAGAAGGUGGAUGAUCAAGAACACAUUCGAGGGAACAAAAGAAGGACGUUCGGCAUUACAAAUAUCUCCGUCGCCACCGGCGGCAGCGGCGGCCAGAGUGGUGUUUCACGACACCGCCGCCGGAGCUAUGGGUAAGGAGGAGGAGGUUUUUUCUAUGGACUAUACACAACCCCGCCGCAGUCCGCCCAUCCACAACACCCGACGGCCAUAAUUAAUUACAGUACUAAUUAACUUUAACCUCAAUA